Tyto alba (common barn owl) is the source of this 1643-nucleotide messenger RNA. RefSeq names its product protein ecdysoneless homolog. The coding region runs from base 265 to 846 and encodes 193 amino acids. The transcript is spliced from 8 exons. NCBI's taxonomy places the organism in Eukaryota, Metazoa, Chordata, Aves, Strigiformes, Tytonidae. Gene Ontology annotation, cellular component: nucleus. The record is from RefSeq and is a predicted model, not a curated record.
UCCAGCAGGCAUUGUGGCAGUGCUGAGGCAGUGCCCUUCGUUGGUGGCUGCAGCAGUCCAGGCCUUUCACCUGCGAGAGCCUGUGGAUUUACGAGCGUGUGGCUCUUUUCAGACUUUCCCUCCAGACGAGCGUGUGGUGACCAUAGUUACUUCACAGUGUGUUUAUAUGCACAGCUGGUGCAGCGGAAGUUUGUUCUGGAUAGAUGCAGUGGAUACACGCUGCCCCUCCCAUCUCACCCUCAAUACAAAGCCUAUGAACUGGGCAUGAAGCUGGGAGAAAUGGAAGGAUCUGCUAAAUACUUGGAAGUGCUGCACAGGGCAGAAGAUUACUUCCAACAGUCUGUUACCAAGCCAGAAAGCUCUUUUGAAGUGAGCCCAGGUGAUGAAAUCUUGACAGUGCUACAGACAACAACUGUUGAUUUGAAGGAAUUUGAGAGAGAAGCAGCUUGUCUUCCUCCAGAGGAUGAUGACAGUUGGCUGGAGAUUACAGCAGGUGAUCUAGAUCAGAUGCUGAAGGAGGCAAGAAAUGAGUCCCUUCCUUCCUCAAAUGAGGAAGAGCAGAAACACGACUUGGAAGCAGUUGCUGAAAGGGCAGACUCAGAAGAGCUGGAUUCUGAUGAUCUGGAUGAAGAGGAAGAGUUUGAUUUCUCGAGUGAGGAUGAUGAAGACUUAGAUGUGGAAGAUCAAAGUCAAGACCAGAAGGUGCCACCUAAUGAGCUUAUAGGCAGUCUCAAGUCAUACAUGAGUGAGAUGGACAGUGAACUGGCGCAUAACAACGUUGGUAAAAGUUUCACCAUCCAAAAGAAAGGGAUGGGACAAUCUCUGCCUGGCUGCUUGACUCGUUGAGAGGAUGACUCCCUGGGAUACCCCCGGAGAUUUCUCUUGGAGGGACUCCUCGUCCCAUCCGGAUCGCUUCAGGUGCAGACAAGGACUACUUGAGCAAUAAGAUUUUUCAAAUGACUGGCAACACAGGAUGAUGCAUCAGCUGUCGUUGGAAACAAUAUACCAUUUACCAAUAUGCUGGUAUUUGAGAGCAGGGAAAAGGCAUGCUUUUCACCAUAGCUUAAGCCUGAGAGGGUGGUGUCUUUUUUUUUUUUUUUUUUUUUUCCUGUGCCGUUCACUUAAAAAAAUACAUUCUGUGUCAUAAAACCCUACCUGCCUAACUUUGCCUUGUAACAGUAGUGACUAUAAAUGCUGAGGAAAUGAGCGCUCCACCUUUUAUCAGAGAAUUCUCCUUGUAUUUGCUAUGUAAUACAAGGAAGGGGUAUCUGUGAGGCACAUAAAUGAAGACCUGUUUCAAAGCGCCAGGUAAGGCUGUGGGAAGGAUCAACUGCUUGUUAGAGGCUUAGCAUCUGCUGUGAAGCCUGCAGAGCAGCAACAUGUAUUACAUUUUGUGGUUUGUUUGUAAUUACUGUAUCAAGCCACUUUGAAUUGAAUGUGUGAUUAUCUGUGUAUUUGGCAAGUGCCAGAGACACCUUGAUUGAUCUGUGGUAUGUGGCCAGCUCAUGUCCAAGAAUUCCUUAGGUCUUCAUUUCCUUGGGUUUACUUGAUAACUCCUUGCUAAAUAAGGCUGGAAAUGAUUUUCUGUUGCCAAAUUCUGUUGUGGCUGUUGAACUAUCUAUAUUAAAAAAAAAACAAAACAA